This is a messenger RNA of Paramecium octaurelia, 2360 nucleotides long. Lineage: Eukaryota; Ciliophora; Oligohymenophorea; Peniculida; Parameciidae. The record is from the annotation of a GenBank genome assembly.
AUGUCUUAAAUCAAUUUUGAGAAUGAGGGUUAUGAAUAUCAGCCAUCUGAACAUUCGGAGAGAGAUCAACCAACUCCAACCAAACCAAAUCAACAACAAAUCCAGUAGUAACAAUAACGAUUCACUCAAGAAUCUCUAGUAUACAGUGCAUGUAAUUAUAAAUUCAAAUCUUCUUUAGCAUCUUAGGAUACAAAUCGCAUAUUUCAAUCGGUAAGUUCUCCUAAUUUCUAGAAAGGACCAUUGAUCUUAGUUAACAAUGAAUUGGAUUAAUAAUAAAAUCAAGUUCUUCAACCAAAAUAGUAAGUUAGUAAUUAAAAUAUGCCAAAAGUUGUACAGAUAAUAAGACCUGACAGUUCAAAGAAAUAAUAAUUACAACCUUCAAGUCCAGUGAAAACACCAGUUUAAGAAUCGAAAUUACCUUAAUUUGUGUAGCAAUCUUAACAAUCGUAGAUGUCCUAACUCUCACAGUAGCAACAACGUUAGUAAUAAUAAUCUUAAUAAUAACCAUAAAGUACAGUAGCCGAGUUGGAGCAGUAACUGAUGUAGGAAAGAUUGAAUUCGGAAUAAUUAAGAAUUUAUAAUCACAUUAUAAAAAUGGAGUUAGAGAAAAAAUUGUACAAUUAGGGAGUGUUUAUAACUAAUUCAAAAAAUAAGAAAAGAAAUGAGAAUGCUAUAGAUAUCUAUUUAGAAUUAUAACACAAUAAAGUUUAGAUGUAAACAAUCUAAAAUGAAUUUAAAUAGAGAGAUCAAAUUAUAUAACAUUUAGAAAAUUAACUUAAAUAAUCAAAUUAAAUAAAUGAGUUAAUGAAAAAACAUGAAAAUGAAUUAUAAUAAUAAAAUGAAGACCUAUCACAAUCUAUGUAAGAAGCAAUGAAGAACAUAACUCAUGCAAAUUAGACGAUUUAAUAAUAGGAACAGGAGAAAGAUGCUUUGAUUGAUCAUAUUGAGUAAUAAAAAGAAUAAAUUGAUUAAUUACAUCAGUAAGUUGAAAAGUUGAAAUUUGAGAACUAAGAAAGAAAGAAGUAAUCAGAAACAUCAAAUGAAUAAAUUAAAAAAAUGAUAUAAAUCUAAGAAAAACUUGGUUAAUUAGAAGAGGAAUUAUAAUCAAAAAAGAAUGAAGUUGUAUCAGCAGAGAAUUCUAAAAAAGUAUAACAUAUGUUAAUUCUUUUAGUAAUUACAAAAGAAUAUAUCUGAUAAAUAGAAAGAAAUCAUGAGCUUCUAAUUAUAACUGACUGAAGCCAAUAAUAAGUUAUUAGAAUGCGAAUAGGCAAAUAGAGAAUUAAGUAGAUAAUUUAAUUAAAGUGUUUACUAAAUGUCACAACUUAAAAAGUAUAUAGUAGAUUUAAUUUAGAUAAACUGAGGAAUAAUAAAGUCGUAUUGAAAAUCUAGAAUAGUUAAAUUAUGAAAUUGAAAGUAAUAUGACAAAAACAGGAAGACAAAUUUGUGAAGCUGAUAGAAUGAUGAAUGAAAAAGAAUAAUUAAUCAAAAAGUAAUAACAAGAACUAGAAAAUAUCUUAAAAUAAAAUGAAGAAAUGUCAAAAGAAUUUAAUCAAUUAGUCUAGGUUCAUUAAUAGUUUGGAGCAUUGAAUGAAAAGCAUCAAUAAUUCUAAUAAAAAUAUGAAUCCUUGCAGAAAGAAUACUAGCAGAGAAACAAAGAAUUUCAGGAAUCCUCAUAAUAACUAGAAUUAUUUUUGUAAGAAAUUCAAUAAUUGAAACAAACAAAUAAUGAACUUUAAAAUGAGAGAUAGUAAAUAUUGGAAGAACUCGAUAUUCUAUAACAAGUUAAAUAUGAAUCAGAAAAGGUUAUAGAAUAAUUAAAAUUUGAUAACAAUGAUUUGUCAUUGCUCUUGUAAGAAAGAUAAGAAUUAAGUGGUAAAUAUCAUGCAUUGGAAAUUAAAUUCUAAGCAGACAUAGAAUAUUAUGAAAAGUAAUCUUUUAUAUAAUUUGUUAGAACAAUCAAGGAUAUGAAUGAAAAAUUGGAAUUGUCCUAAAAUACUUCUACAAAUAUUGCUUAAGAAGAGAAGCGAUUAGUUGAAUUACAUAAGAUUUAUGAAAAACUUGAUAGAUUGCUAUUUCAUCUGACAUAAAAAAUCUCUAAUGAAAAACCAUCAUUCAAAGUGGACUUAGUAAUUUAAUAGUUAAAUGGAUCUAUUGAAUAAAUUGAGAGGUAUUUCAAAUUAUCAAGCAAUCGAUCUCAAUAAGAUAAAUUUUAGAAUUCAUAAGGAUCAACUAUACAAGAUCAUAAUAAAAUAAAUACUAUAAGGCCUUCUGAUGCAGAUAUAUUUAAAAAUAGUGAUGUAACAAAUAUUAAAUAAAUCCAAACUUAACAAACGGUUGCAAAAAGAAAGUAUUUUUUAUGA